CGCCCACAUUGGACCCCGAACGUGAAUGCUUCUCCGCCGCGUCCUGGCUUCAUCUAGCCGUCGAUGGUUGAGUACCGAUCCAGGGGGCGGACGCGUAGCACCAGUGGUGUGCUCACCAGCACUGGUUGUGUUUGACAAGGACGGCACGCUCAUCGACUUCAACCUCAUGUGGGGUGGAUGGGUCGAGUCUGUUGCAUGGAAAAUGGAAAUGACGACGCGACGACCGGUGCGCGAGAAAUUCUUCGACGCGAUGGGUUACGAUUGGGUAGGCCGUGCGAUUCGGUCGAAAGGCGCGCUGUGCUGCACCCCCAUGGGCGAACUGUACCAAAUUGCCCGCAAAAUCAUGGUUGAAGAAGGGAUGUCGGCCUCGGACGCGGACAUCGCCCUUGACAAAGUGUGGCAUUUUCCCGACCCCAUCGACACGUCGCGCCCUCUCGGCGACAUUGUCGGUCUCUUUCUCACGAUCAAGCAAAUGGGGAUGAAGAUUGCGAUCUGCACUGCGGACAAUCGCGCCGCCACUGUCCAGACCAUGAAUCAUCUUGGGGUGUCCCACCUGGUGGAUGCCAUGGCGUGUGGAGAUGACCAAUUGCCGGCGAAGCCAGCCGCUGAGCAGAUUUGGACUCUGUGCCACAAACUCGAAGUGGAUCCCUACAAUACAAUUAUGGUUGGCGACACAAGCACAGACAUGCGCCUAGGGUUGAAUGCGGGCUGCGGUCUGUCCGUAGGCAUUCUCGGCGGCGCGUCGUCGCUAGACGAUCUCGCUCGCGAAGCCGACGUCCUCAUUCCGUCUCUUGCCAAGUUGCCCAAGAUCCUGUUUCAGUACAGCCGACAAAGUGCCGCGGCUCACACAGUCUCGACGACUCCGAGUCCACGCGUCAAUGGCGCCGUCGAACCACCGGCAUCCCAGCACCACCACUGACAAACAUCAUGCGAGGACGUGUGGCACACCCUACUGAAUAACGCAAGACGUGUUUCACCGAUA
Aphanomyces invadans is the source of this 982-nucleotide messenger RNA. RefSeq lists its product as hypothetical. NCBI's taxonomy places the organism in Eukaryota, Oomycota, Saprolegniomycetes, Saprolegniales, Verrucalvaceae. The record is from RefSeq and is a predicted model, not a curated record. Gene Ontology annotation, molecular function: phosphoglycolate phosphatase activity. Bases 26 to 919 code for a protein of 297 amino acids. Gene Ontology annotation, biological process: DNA repair; dephosphorylation. The transcript has 3 exons.